AUGGCAUCUUCAUCUUCUUCUCCUUCCGCUAUGGCCUAUUCUUCUCAGUUGUGGAAUUACCAUGUUUUUCUUAGUUUUAGAGGAGAAGAUACUCGUAAGACUUUUGUUGAUCAUCUCUACACGGCUCUUAUACAACAAGGGAUCUGCACUUACAAGGACGACGAAACGCUUCCUCGAGGUGAAUUGAUCGGUCCAUCCCUUAAGAAGGCUAUUGAAGAAUCGCAGAUUGCUGUUAUCGUGUUCUCUAAAAGUUAUGCAGAGUCUUCAUGGUGCUUGAAGGAACUUGCCUAUAUUAUGAAAUGCAGGGAUACAAGAGGCCAAAUUGUUUUGCCCAUAUUUUAUGACAUGGAUCCCUCUGAAGUACGAAAACAAACAGGGAAAUACGGAGAAGCAUUUGUGAAACAUGAGUUGGAGAACAAGACCAUUGUUGAAACCUGA
Lactuca sativa (garden lettuce) is the source of this 438-nucleotide messenger RNA. RefSeq names its product toll/interleukin-1 receptor-like protein. The record is from RefSeq and is a predicted model, not a curated record. Gene Ontology annotation, biological process: signal transduction. NCBI's taxonomy places the organism in Eukaryota, Viridiplantae, Streptophyta, Magnoliopsida, Asterales, Asteraceae.